Messenger RNA from Aedes albopictus (Asian tiger mosquito), 1421 nucleotides. RefSeq names its product zinc finger protein 567-like. Gene Ontology annotation, biological process: regulation of DNA-templated transcription. NCBI's taxonomy places the organism in Eukaryota, Metazoa, Arthropoda, Insecta, Diptera, Culicidae. Bases 138 to 1373 code for a protein of 411 amino acids. The record is from RefSeq and is a predicted model, not a curated record. Gene Ontology annotation, cellular component: nucleus. Gene Ontology annotation, molecular function: RNA polymerase II cis-regulatory region sequence-specific DNA binding; DNA-binding transcription factor activity, RNA polymerase II-specific; zinc ion binding. The transcript is spliced from 2 exons.
UGAAAACAAACGUGCGACGAAUGAUUAUUGUUUGAAAAUAACUAGAAAAUGCUUUAAAAGUAGUGAAAAAUCAAAGUCUUUUGUGCUUAAUUUGAAAUUAAUGCAGUGAAUUUAGUUAACAUAGCCCUCUAAAAGUAAUGGCCAGCGAAACAAACCGCCAUCCUGCCGAGUGUCGAUUCUGCCGGGCCACCGACAAUGUGACCGUGAACGUGCUCCAACACGGACUGGCCCAAAAGGCGGAAAAGUGCUUCUUCCUUUCGAUUGAACGGACCGACCGAUUGCCGAAGUUAAUUUGCAAACGGUGCGAAGCUUCUCUUUGCAGCGCAUAUGCCUUCGGCGAAAAGGCGCGCCUUGUGGAAAAGGAACUGAAGCGGAAGUAUGGCACAGGGGAAGAUGACGACUUCAUGGAAGUCGAGUACCUUCAGGAUGAUGCCCCGUUUGAGUAUACGACGUUCGAGUCGGACCCGAUCGGGCUGGCACUGGAGAAGCUGAAGGACACGCCGAUUGCCGUCCGGAAGGUUCCCCCUAAGGAGGCGGUGCUGAAAGAUGCUGGAAUUCACCUUGAAGAAGACAUGUCGAAGAAGCAUAGGCGCCAGGACGAGGAAACCGUGAUCAAUCUUAGCGGCCCGGUUCCCUGUAUUUGCUUAUGCUGUUCGACGAAUUUUACCACCAUGGAAGAACUGUUGAAGCACAAAGGCAAAUGCGAUGAUGAGAGCUACAUUUGCCGAAGGUGCUGCAAGGUUUGCGAUAGCCAAGAAGCGUUGAAGAAGCACCAGCAAACGCACUACAACUACAAACACACGUACAAAUGUCCGUCGUGUGAGCGAAUCUUCCGAAACACUUUUGCUUUAGAUAAUCACCGAUCGAAAGACCACGGCGAGGAUAUUGAAGAGCGAGGGUACGUCUACCGGUGCUGCGAUAAGGAGUUCCACACCAGGAAGGAGCUUCACGAACAUGCCAAAAUACACGUGGAACCUCCGGUUGAAUGUGCCGUUUGCGGUAUCAAGUCAAAGAACAAGCACACGCUGAGGUUGCACCUUAAAAUCCACGAAGACUAUCGGCCGCACGUCUGCCAGAAGUGCGGGAUGGCUUUCAAGAAGCACGUUGAGCUGUUUCAGCAUAACCUAGUGCACAAAGGUGUGCAGCUUCUCGGAUGCUUUCUUUGUCCGAAGCAGUUUGGCAAUAAAAUAUCGCUUAAGUGUCACUAUCAAAGGUGUCACCCUCGGGAAGCGAACAAAGCGCACGACGAACUGGGUAUUACUAGGAGAAAAGCGAUAGCGCAGGACCAUUCGUAUGAAGGCGAUGUCGGACGGGAAGAAGAGGUGGAAACCGUGCCACAGACUAACGUACUUCCCGUAGCGGCUUCACAUUAGAUGUAAGUAAUAAUUUGGUAUACAUAUCUAGAGAUUUGAAAAGAAAUG